Molecule: messenger RNA, 5334 nt
Organism: Cariama cristata (Red-legged seriema)
Lineage: Eukaryota; Metazoa; Chordata; Aves; Cariamiformes; Cariamidae
Product: fer-1-like protein 4
Exons: 39
Biological process (GO): plasma membrane organization
Source: RefSeq, a predicted model, not a curated record
CUCUUUCGCUGGCCUCACUAUGGGAAGCUCGUCAUGGGAGAAAUGCUGUCCGUUAAGGUUUACAACUGCAGCAAGGUUUUCAGUAACAGGCUUCUCGGUACCCUUGUCCUCAGCCUUCAGCACCUGAUGACGUCCGGGAGGCUGAUCCUCCGGGAGGCCCUUGUCGACAGGAACCACAGAGUCACUGGUAUCUACAUCGAGUUGGAUUUGCGCUACCAGCCUCCAGAUGGCUCAGCUGGGACCUGGGUUGAAGAGGACUUCGUCUAUCAGAUGAAAGACAGUUCGGAGUUAAUCAUCCGCAAUCCUGGAUUUGAGGAGCUGGAGGCAGCCGAGGGGCCGAGAGCGCGUGAGCUGGACAGGAGGGCUGCCGCGCUGGGCAGGAAGCUGGCAAAAGGCCUGGAGACUGAUGAGGAAGAGGAGGAGGAGGAAGAAGAUUUCUAUGAUGUGUCUGAGAUGCAGGUCUCAGGCAUUGUCUUUAGCCCUGUGAAGAGCCGCUCCAGACUUUGCUCCGCACGGGACCUCUUUGCCACCCCAACCCCACAGAGCUUCCAGGUUGGGAUUAAUAUAAUUGAAGCGCAGAAGCUGGUGGGGGUGAACAUUAACCCCUUUGUGGUAGUCAAGGUUGGAGAGGAGAAGAGGCACACGGCCACGCAGAAGUCAACAAACUGCCCCUUCUACAAUGAAUAUUUUUUGUUCGAAUUCCAUGAGCCAAAGGACAUUUUAUUCCACAGACUCAUAGAGAUCUCAGUUUUUCACUCAAAGAAGAUACCAUUCCUGGGGACAUGCAUAGGAACGUUCAAGAUAGAUGUUGUGACGGUGUACAGCCAGCCAGAUCACAGGUUUUUCCAGAAGUGGGCUGUUAUCAGUGACCCCACGGAUACUCGGGCAGGCGUGAAAGGCUUUGUGAAGUGCAACAUCUCCGUCACCGCACGUGGGGAUGUUGUGGGCUCCCUUCCCACCUCCUCCAGCAGUCGGGAUGAGGACAUUGAAAGGAACCUGCUGCUGCCUAAGAGAGUCCCUGCAGAGAGACCCUGGGCCAGGGUCUGCAUCAAGCUCUAUCGUGCCGAGGGCCUGCCCAGCAUGAGCGCGGGCAUCAUGGGUGGUUUCUCCAAGAUCAUAGGGGAGAAAAAAAUCUUUAUUGACCCAUACGUGCAGGUCUCGUUCUGUGGGCAGCAGGGAGAAACAUCGGUGGAGACCAGCACCACUGAGCCUGUGUGGAACGAGCAGAUCAGCUUCAUUGAGAUGUUCCCACCUCUGGCCAGGAAGAUAAAAGUCCAGGUGCUGGAUGAUGCCAAUGUUGGUGACGUGGCCAUUGCUACACACUACAUUGACCUGCAGCAGAUCUCAGACCCUGGCAGGAAUGGCUUUAACCCCACGUUUGGCCCAGCCUGGGUGAACCUGUACGGUUCCCCCCAGAACUCGGCUCUGCGGGACAUCCACAAGGACCUCAACGAGGGCAUGGGCGAGGGGAUCUUCUACCGUGGGCGCCUCCUCAUGGCCAUCACGGUGGAGAUCUUCAGCAGCCCCAGCGUGGCAGAGAGGAAGAUUGGGGACAAGACGAAAGGUGCCCUAAGCAAACUGAAGCUGAAGAAGAAAAGUAAGAAAUCCAAGGAGAAAGCCAAAGAACUGAGCCAGCUGCAGGGAGAGGAGGAGGCUGGGGGCUCUCAGGAGGCCGAGCAGCCCGGGGAGGUCACUGUGGAGGUGGAAGAGCUUCAUCCGCUCCCCGAGAAUGCGUUGGGGAGGAAGGAGGAAUUCUUCCUCUUUGCUGCCUUCUUUGAAGCCACUAUGUUGGACUCCUCUCUCAGCAACAAGCCUGUCAGCUUUGAAGUCUCUAUAGGAAACUAUGGCAAGGCUGAAGAGGCUGUGACCAAAGUACGGAGAAAGGUGGAAAAGGGAGAAGUGAAAGAAGAAAAUCAGCCUUUGCUGGACCCUGGUUCGGAUGGCGAGCUGGAUGCUGAAGUCCUGGCCCCAGCUUCAGCAGCACUGAACAAGUCGGUGACAAAGAGCCAGAGACCAGAGCCCAUGGAGUAUGACAGGUCGUACAGCUGCCUGCCCAUGGCGCAUGAGAAACCCUGCGUGUAUGUGUGGAGCUACUGGGAGGAUCACGCCUGGAGACUCUGCAUUUCCAACUGGAUUGUCAAGCUGGCAGAGCGCCUGGAGCAGGGGCUGGAUGACGUGGAGAAGCUCAUGAGAAGGCCAAAGGCUAAAGCAGAAGAGCGGCUCAGAGAGGUGCUGGAGGAGUUUGUAGCCGGAUGCAGGCAAUAUUCACUCAGCGCGGAGAGAAAAACAAUGGCACAUCCAAACAACCUUGACAGAUGUCGGAUGAAAUACCUGAUGCACAACAUUAUCCUGUAUGCAAAGCAGGGGCUGCGUGUGAGGCGGCGGCUGACUCGAGCCAACGUCAAGGAGAAGGUUAAGGAGACAAGGAGGGUCCUGGCAAAGCUACGCUUCAUGGCUAAAGAGGGCUCCCCUGAGUUCCUCGGCCAGGCCUUUGCCAUCCCGCAGGUGAAGCUGGUCGAUGAGCCGUACACUAAACCUGCCCUGCAGUUCUUCGAUUUCUACAAAGGCACCAAAGCAGCGGGAGAGCUCAUUGCCACUUUCGAGCUGAUUGAGCUGGACUACAGCGGCUAUUUGGAGCCAUCAGUGCCCGAGGAUGUGGAGCCCAAGGAACCCAACUACCUGGGAGACCCGCAUGCUGGACGGUUCGUCAUCCCUGAGGGCAUCCGCCCAGUGCUGAAGGAGUUUCGCAUAGAGAUCCUGUUCUGGGGCCUGCGGGACCUGAAGCGGGUGAACUUGUUCGAGGUGGAUCAGCCCCAGGUGAUCAUUGAAUGUGCUGGUAAGAAAGUGGAGUCGGAGGUGAUCGUGGCCUACAAAGAGAACCCCAACUUCACCGAGCUGGUCAAAUACAUGGACGUGGAGCUCCCGGAGCAGGUCUACCUGCACCCUCCCCUCAGCAUCUUUGUGGUGGAAAAGCGGGCGUUUGGGCGCACUGUGCUGGUGGGUACCCACGUUGUGUCCGAUGUGAUGAAAUUCUCUCCAAGAGAGCUGGAGGAGGAACCAGAAGAUGUGCCCAAAGCUCGGAAGGUCUCAUCCCAGCGCCUUCCCUCUCAGACUGUGGUGAACAUUGGCCUGGCAGCUGGUGACCCAGGCCCCAGCACUCACCCCCUGAGUCUUGUGAAGGCUCCUUUGAAGAAAAUUCCUAUCAAUAAGCUUGUAAAGAAGGAGGAUGAAUAUGAAGAGGAAAAACCAGAGCUGGAAGAACUGGAUUGGUGGUCCAAGUACUAUGAGUCCCUGAAGGAGCUGUAUAACCAGACACGCGGUGAUGAGGAAGAUGCUGAGAAUGAUGACCUGAAUGAUGGAGAUGGAGGGAAUUUAAAUGCAUCCUCCAUUGACGUGGAAGCAGAAGAUGAGGCAGUAAUUGAGGCUGAACCUGCUAGGCCCAAGAGGAAGCUCAUCGCCACCCUUCAGAUCUACAACUCCGAGCUGGAAAAUGAGUUUGGUAAUUUUGAAGACUGGCUAUGUGUUUUCCCUCUUCAUCGCGGCAAAGCAAAUGAGGAUGAAGAUGGAAAUGAAGAUGAACAUUUUGUGGGGAAGUACAAGGGCUCCUUCUAUGUCUACCCCACUGAGGAAGCCGGCACGGAGCCCAAGGUCUCCCAGGGCGUUCCGAGGAACAGACCCAUCAAGGUUCUUGUAAGAGUUUACAUCGUUAAGGCUACGAACCUGUCUCCAGCAGACCCCAAUGGCAAAGCAGACCCCUAUGUGGUGGUGACUGUGGGGCAGGAGCAGAAGGACACAAAGGAGCGAUACAUCCCAAAGCAGCUCAAUCCUGUGUUUGGAGAAGUUGUGGAGCUGACAGUCUCCUUUCCCAUGGAAUCAGAGCUCACUGUGGCAAUAUUUGACCAUGAUUUGGUUGGGUCUGAUGAUCUGAUUGGGGAGACCAAGAUUGACUUGGAGAAUCGAUUCUACAGCAAGCACAGGGCCAACUGUGGAGUGGCUUCUCAGUACAACGUAAAUGGCUACAACAUGUGGCGAGAUGCUUUCAAGCCCACACAGAUCUUGGAUAGUUUAUGCAAGAAAAACUUGCUCCCUGCAGCAGAGUACAGACGGGAGGAGGUGAAAGUGGACAAUAAAAUAUUCAAGGUCCCUCCAGAGGCUUUUCCUGAAGAGGCCUCUGUCAGGAACAAGAGAGGAAUGGCAGAUGAGAACUGGCCAGUGGAUGAUGAACAUAAGGCUUUGUACGUCCUGCAGCACUGGGAAGAGAUGCCAGGAUAUGGGUACAAACUGGUACCCGAGCAUGUGGAGAUCCGGUCCCUGUACAACCCGGAGAAUCCUGGGCUUGUGCAGGGCUCCUUGCACAUGUGGAUUGACAUGUUUCCCAACGACGUCCCCGCACCGCCGCCUGUCAAUAUCAAGCCACGACUGCCUGUCAGCUAUGAGCUGCGUGUGAUUAUCUGGAACACGGACGACGUGAUCCUUGAUGAUGUCAACCCAAUAACGGGAGAGCCUUCCAGUGACAUCUAUGUGAAAAGCUGGAUAAAGGGUCUUGACCACGACAAGCAGGAGACAGAUGUUCACUUUAACUCCUUGACCGGAGAGGGCAAUUUCAACUGGAGGUUCAUCUUCCGCUUCAACUAUCUCCCAACUGAGAAGGAGAUCACCUACAAGAAGAAGGACUCUGUCUUCUCUGUGGAGGAAUCAGAGUUUCGGGAACCGGCUGUUCUGGUCCUCCAGGUCUGGGACUACGACAGGAUUUCAGCUAAUGACUUUCUAGGCUCCAUCGAGCUGAAGCUGCAUGACAUGGUGCGGGCAGCCAAGAGCUCAGAGCAUUGCACCAUCAAGAUGGCCAAGGAGAAUGCAACACCUCGCUUCUCCAUCUUCCGAAACAAGCGCAUGAGGGGCUGGUGGCCCUUCAUCAAACUCAAAGAUCAAGAAGACGAGGAGAGAGAGGAGAGGGUGGACAAGCAGAAGAAGAAGAAAAAGAAGCGGAGCAGCUCAGUUAAACCAGAGGACGUGGAGUUCACCGACCCCAGCGGGAACAAGUACCUCCUGACGGGUAAGGUGGAAGCGGAGUUCCAGCUGCUGACUGUGGAGGAGGCUGAGAAAAGUCCUGUUGGUUUGGGCCGAAAAGAGCCUGAACCCCUGGAAAAGCCCAACCGGCCAAAAACGUCUUUCAACUGGUUUGUGAAUCCCAUGAAGACCUUUGUGUUCUUUAUCUGGAAGCGGUACAAGAAAUACAUCAUUGUGCUGUUCAUUGUCGCUGUUCUGACCAUCUUCCUGGUUCUUUUGAUCUACACCAUGCCUGGCUACAUCAGUGAGAAGAUCAUCAAUGGAUAA